UUUUUAUAGAAAAUUUCGAAUAAAAUAUUGUCAGAUGUAAUGAAGCCGAAGUUAAAAGCURAGCUGUCGUCCGCAAUCCUGUCCGCUGACCAAGCCACAUUCAUUACCAGGCUUCUCUCUUCCUCAUAAACCAAAAUGGCGGACGAAUCGAACCAAAAGGCCGCUACUGUUGCUGAUCAAAAUCACGGGAAUGCAUACACUAGACAAAGUACAAAGGACUUAUCUACAGAGGAAAAGAAACAGCAUCAAACCUGCUUGGAUAGAGUGGAAUCGUCAUGUAAAAAUUCGGCUUACGUACGAUUUAUGUUACAAGCUAUGAACAAACUUGGCUGUACUAUAGAUCCUGCAAAACAUAUCAUCUGUGAACCUUGUGAUGGCCGACUGCUUGGAGGAUUUGACCCUGAUCGAAAAGAGAUGUUUUUAUGUGAGAAUACCAUCUACAACCAGCAAGCAAUGGAUGAUGUGCUAACUCAUGAACUUAUUCACGCUUACGAUUAUUGUAAAGUUAAAUAUGAUCCUGACAAUCUCAAGCAUCUUGCUUGUACAGAGAUAAGAGCAGCAAAUCUUAGUGGAGACUGCUUCUUUUGGAAGGAAAAUUUUGUGCGAUUUAAAUUGAAAUGGAAGGGUCAUCAACAGAAAUGUGUCAAAACGCRAGCUGUAAAUUCUAUACUAGCAGUCAGAGAUGUAAGCAGAGAAGAAGCAGAAUCAGUAGUCAAUAGUGUAUUUAAUGCUUGUUUUAAUGACACAGAUCCUUUCGAUCGUAUACCUCCAUGAUGACCAUGUUUUAUAUGAUGAAUUACAGUACUGUACUCAAUAUAAAA
Messenger RNA from Actinia tenebrosa (Australian red waratah sea anemone), 821 nucleotides. Its product is annotated as mitochondrial inner membrane protease ATP23 homolog. Gene Ontology annotation, molecular function: metalloendopeptidase activity. NCBI's taxonomy places the organism in Eukaryota, Metazoa, Cnidaria, Anthozoa, Actiniaria, Actiniidae. Gene Ontology annotation, biological process: mitochondrial proton-transporting ATP synthase complex assembly; mitochondrial protein processing. The record is from RefSeq and is a predicted model, not a curated record.